Messenger RNA from Dentiscutata erythropus, 504 nucleotides. Lineage: Eukaryota; Fungi; Glomeromycota; Glomeromycetes; Diversisporales; Gigasporaceae. The record is from the annotation of a GenBank genome assembly.
AUGGAUCGGAAAAAACAAUUUAUUAAAAAUGAUUUGCAUUAUUUGAAAAAAUUCGAACUUCGAAGAAAUAAACCUGAAUUUAGAGGGUUGACCGACCAACAAAUCACAAAGAAAUUACGUUCAAGGCAUUUAAAUCAAUUACAAAAACAAUUCUGGGAAGCUAAUUAUAAGAAUCCGAAUUUUGACUUAUUAAAAGAAUUUCCAUUAUGGUUAAAAGGAAAUAAAUUAAUAAAAUUUACACCGUGUUUUGAAGGAAUGACAUUACGACAAAUAAUAUAUUUAAAUGAAAAAGAAUUAGAACAAAUUGGUAUACAUAGAUUUGCUGCUAGAAAGAUCUUAGUGGAUUGCUUUAAAUUUUUACGCAUUGCUUUGGUAGGAAUAAUACCGCGAGAGGAUCCAGAAAAUCGACAUCAUCCAAAGAAUCAAAGAUUUCUUGACAUGACUGUCACGAGAACAUGUUUGAAUGACUCGAUGAAGACAGAGAAGACAGAGAAGACAGAAUGA